Molecule: messenger RNA, 1565 nt
Organism: Candoia aspera
Lineage: Eukaryota; Metazoa; Chordata; Lepidosauria; Squamata; Candoiidae
Gene: CCKBR
Product: cholecystokinin B receptor
Exons: 5
Coding region: 249-1532 (427 amino acids)
Biological process (GO): neuropeptide signaling pathway
Cellular component (GO): plasma membrane
Molecular function (GO): neuropeptide receptor activity; gastrin receptor activity
Source: RefSeq, a predicted model, not a curated record
CGGGCUUGGCAGAGCCCUCAGGCCGCCGUCAGGGGGCGCUCUGCGCGGGGCUAGGUGUCGGCGCUGCCCAGAAACCGCGGCGGCUGCCAGACUCCGGGAGCGGCCGCAGAAAGCGGAGCAGAGCGCGGCGGCGGCUCUCGCCCGGGGCUGCGCUGGGGACGACCCCGCGGGGAUGGACGCCUGGCGCGGAGGCGAGCCGGGCGGUGGGCGCUGAGCAUCGGGGACUGCCAUACGGAGGCUCGCCCGCCAUGGAGGCGCCGCGGCUGCUCAACGGGUCGCUCCUCUGCCAGCCCGCGAACGGCUCAUCCAACGACUCCUGGAACGGCACUGGUGGCGGAUGCGAGGCUUCCCGCAGGUCCCGAGAGCUGGACCUGGUGGUGCGCGUGCUGCUCUACUCGGUGAUCUUCCUGCUGGCCCUGUGUGGGAAUGCACUCGUCAUUGCGGUGCUGGUGGUCAGCAAGCGGCUCCGCACCGUCACCAACUCCUUCCUGCUCUCACUGGCACUCAGUGACCUUAUGGUGGCCCUCUUCUGCCUGCCCUUCACCUUCCUCCCCAACCUGAUGCGCUCCUUCAUCUUCGGGAAGGUUGUCUGCAAGGCCAUGGCCUACCUGAUGGGGGUGUCAGUCAGUGUCUCCACCUUCAGCCUGGUGGCCAUCGCCAUCGAGCGCUACAGCGCCAUCUGCAGGCCAUUGCAGUCCCGCGCGUGGCAGACCCGCUCCCACGCCUACCGGGUCAUCGCCACUACCUGGAUGCUCUCAGCCCUGCUCAUGCUGCCAUACCCAGUGUACACCACCACCCAGGCUGGGCCUGCCCACCCCCAUAUCACUCACUGCAGCCACAACUGGCCAGGGCACCACAUCAAGCAGGCCUGGUAUGUGCUGCUCCUCAUCACACUCUUCUUUGUCCCGGGGCUGGUCAUGAUCGUUGCUUAUGGACUGAUUUCUCGUGAGCUCUACAGGGGCAUCCAGUUUGAGAUGGAUCUCUCCCGUGAGGCCAAAGCCCAGCAGAACGGGGUCACGGAGCUCCUGGCCCCCUGCGAUGAUGAAGGCGAUGGCUGCUACGUCCAGGUGCCCCAGCCCACGGAGAGCACAAUGGAGCUGCCGGCCCUGACCCUGGAGGAUGGCACCAAGCAGGAGCGGGCCCGCAUCAACAGCUCAGAGGCCAAGCUGCUGGCCAAGAAGCGGGUCAUCCGGAUGCUGGUGGUGAUCGUGGUGCUGUUCUUUGUGUGCUGGCUGCCCAUCUAUGUGGCCAACACCUGGCGGGCCUUUGACCCCCUGGCUGCCCAGCGCGCCCUCUCUGGGACCCCCAUCUCCUUCAUCCACCUUCUCUCCUACUCCUCAGCCUGUGUCAACCCCUUCAUCUACUGCUUCAUGAACAAGCGUUUCCGGAAAGCCUUCGCCACCACUUUUGCCUGCUGUGCCACGCCCUGCUGGCACCGUCACCGUCGCCCCCCCGAGGAGGAGGCCGCUGCCACUGGGGCCUCCUUCUCCAAGUUUAGCUACACCACAGUCAGCAGUGUGGCCCCCCCCUGAGCACUGAGGCUCCCAUCACCCGUGCCCAGCAUG